Fulmarus glacialis (Northern fulmar) is the source of this 2937-nucleotide messenger RNA. RefSeq names its product ryanodine receptor 3-like. Gene Ontology annotation, biological process: transmembrane transport; calcium ion transport; intracellular calcium ion homeostasis. The transcript is spliced from 18 exons. The annotation marks the transcript as partial. NCBI's taxonomy places the organism in Eukaryota, Metazoa, Chordata, Aves, Procellariiformes, Procellariidae. Gene Ontology annotation, cellular component: sarcolemma; calcium channel complex; smooth endoplasmic reticulum. The record is from RefSeq and is a predicted model, not a curated record. Gene Ontology annotation, molecular function: ryanodine-sensitive calcium-release channel activity.
GACUCUGCUCAGAUUGAAUUGCUUAAAGAACUGCUAGAUCUGCUAAAGGAUAUGGUAGUGAUGCUCUUGUCACUGCUUGAAGGUAACGUUGUAAAUGGAACUAUUGGAAAACAAAUGGUAGACACGCUUGUAGAAUCAUCUAGCAAUGUAGAAAUGAUUUUGAAGUUCUUUGACAUGUUCCUCAAGUUAAAAGAUCUGACUAACUCAGAUGCUUUCAAAGAGCAUGACCCAGAUGCUGAUGAAAAUGAUAUGUUUAACUAUGUUGAUUUUGUGGAAAGAUUCCAUGAACCAGCCAAAGACAUUGGAUUCAAUGUAGCAGUAUUGCUAACAAACCUUUCAGAGCACAUGCCUAAUGAUUCACGCCUUCAGAGCUUACUUGAACCUGCGGAAAGUGUUCUUAAUUACUUUGAACCAUACCUUGGCCGUAUUGAAAUAAUGGGUGGAGCCAAGAAAAUAGAAAGAGUUUACUUUGAAAUCAGUGAAUCCAGUAGAAUGCAAUGGGAGAAGCCGCAGGUGAAGGAAUCCAAAAGGCAGUUCAUAUUUGAUGUUGUAAAUGAAGGUGGAGAGCAAGAAAAAAUGGAACUUUUUGUGAAUUUCUGUGAAGACACGAUCUUUGAAAUGCAGUUAGCAUCCCAGAUCUCUGAAACAGAUUCAUCUGAGAGGCCUGAGGAAGAGGAAGAGGCGGAGCCUUGUUAUGUAAUGGAUAUUGGAGGUGAUGAGGAAGAAGAAAAGUCCCUGGAAUCUGCUUCAGCUUUUGCAACGGCCUGUGUUGCAGUGAAGAAGAAUGUUGCCAACUUUUUAAAAAUGGUCACUGUGAAGAACCUAAGGAAACAAUACAGGAAAGUUAGAAAGAUGACAGUAAAAGAGAUGGUAAAAGUGUUUUUCUCCUUUUUCUGGAUCCUAUUUGUAGGGAUGUUCCAACUGUUUUUUACUAUAGUGUGGGGAAUUUUCCAGAUUCUUUGGAGCACUGUAUUUGGGGGUGGCCUGGUUGAAGGAGCCAAAAACAUUAAAGUUACUAAAAUAUUAGGGGACAUGCCUGACCCAACACAGUUUGGAAUCCAUGAUGAUGUUAUGGAAGCAGAAAAAGCUGAAGGUGCUGAGCAUGGCAUCACAGCUGAACUUGUGCAGUUUGUGAAGGGUGAAAAGGGAGAAACUGACAUAAUCUCAGACAUUUUUGGCAUUCACACAAAGAAAGAAGGUGGCUCAAAACAUGGUCAUGAUGCUGGACUUGGAGAUAUUGCAGAAAUCCUUGGUACUGAUAUCCAGUCAUCUUUGGAAAACACAGUUCGUAAGAAAAAAGGAUUACAGAUAUCUGAAAUUGCAAAAGAAGCUGAAAGAGAAAGAAAAGCAGAGGCUGAGAAGGCUGACAUGGAAGAUGGUGAGAAACAAGAUAAAGCAAAGGAAGUACAAUCUGAGCAGCUGGAAGAGGGAAAAAUGAAGAAAAAGAAGCGAAGGCAUGGACAAAAAAUUGAGAAACCAGAGGCUGUUAUGGCUAACUUCUUCAAAGCUUUGGAAAUUUAUCAAACAAAAAUGCUUCACUACUUAGCAAGAAAUUUUUAUAACUUAAGGUUUCUUGCUCUAUUUGUUGCAUUUGCCAUCAACUUUAUUCUUCUAUUUUACAAGGUGACAGAAGAGCCACUUGAUGAAGUAGAGGAAGACUCUAAUCUCUGGAACUCUUUUGAUGAAGACGAAGAGGAAGAGGGCAUGGUGUUUUUUGUUUUAGAAGAAAGUACAGGUUACAUGGCACCUGCUCUCAGAGCAUUGGCAGUUAUUCAUACUAUCAUCUCCUUUGUCUGUGUGAUUGGAUACUAUUGCUUAAAGGUCCCUCUGGUUGUAUUCAAGAGAGAAAAGGAAGUAGCUAGAAAGCUGGAAUUUGACGGACUAUACAUAACUGAACAGCCAUCUGAAGAUGAUAUUAAAGGACAAUGGGAUCGUCUGGUUAUAAAUACGCCGUCCUUUCCUAACAAUUACUGGGACAAAUUUGUAAAACGAAAGGUUAUUAACAAGUACGGAGACUUAUAUGGAGCAGAGCGCAUAGCAGAACUUUUAGGUUUGGACAAAAGUGCCCUUGAUUUUAGUCCAGUGGAAGAGAGCGAACCAGAAGAGGCAUCUCUUGUAUCGUGGUUAAGCUCCAUUGAUACAAAGUACCACAUUUGGAAGCUCGGAGUUGUUUUCACUGAUAAUUCCUUUUUAUACUUAGUUUGGUACACGACUAUGUCUAUCCUUGGGCACUACAACAACUUCUUCUUUGCUGCUCAUCUGCUGGAUAUUGCUAUGGGUUUCAAGACAUUGCGAACCAUUUUGUCUUCAGUCACUCACAAUGGGAAACAGCUUGUGCUUACUGUAGGACUCCUUGCUGUAGUAGUGUAUCUUUACACUGUUGUGGCGUUCAACUUCUUCCGCAAAUUCUACAACAAAAGUGAAGAUGAAGAUGAACCAGACAUGAAAUGUGAUGACAUGAUGACGUGUUACCUGUUCCACAUGUAUGUGGGUGUAAGAGCUGGUGGUGGCAUAGGAGAUGAAAUUGAGGAUCCUGCUGGAGACCCUUAUGAAAUGUAUCGAAUUGUCUUUGACAUCACAUUUUUCUUCUUUGUCAUCGUUAUCCUACUGGCCAUUAUUCAAGGUCUGAUUAUUGAUGCUUUUGGUGAAUUAAGAGACCAGCAAGAACAAGUGAGAGAAGAUAUGGAGACCAAAUGUUUUAUUUGUGGAAUCGGCAAUGACUAUUUUGACACAACCCCACAUGGCUUUGAAACACAUACUUUGCAAGAACACAACUUGGCAAACUAUCUGUUCUUUUUAAUGUAUCUCAUUAACAAGGAUGAAACUGAGCAUACUGGCCAGGAGUCAUUUGUGUGGAAGAUGUACCAAGAAAGAUGUUGGGAUUUCUUCCCAGCAGGGGACUGCUUCCGGAAACAGUAUGAAGAUCAACUUGGCUAA